AUGUUCCCUAAGUUCCUGGCGGGCCAAUUCCCCGGCCCCUUCCUCGGGCUGCUCGUGGCGUUGAGUAUAUCCGUCUUCAUGAACUUGGGGGUCCUCUUCUACUCGCUCCGCAUCAUAACGCGCGGAACGCCGCAGGAAUACUUAGCCUACCUCGCUGGCGACAGGCCUCGGGAGCUUCCCAUAAAAGUCCGCACCAUCCAAGCUGCCUUCCACGAUGAUCCCUUGCACUACGGCAUGGAAGGCAUCACGGCCACGGCGGAAUGGAACUCAAUCCGUCCUCCCGGCAAGGGCUUUGUAUUCUUAGGAGAGGAGCAUUUCGCUUUCGGGGUGUCGAUGUGGCACCAAAUGCACUGCCUGAACCAUAUACGCGCGGUGCUUGUCAACGGGGACGACGGAUCGGAUCAUACGGCGCAUUGCUUUCAUUACCUACGACAGAGUAUUCUCUGUGCCGCUGAUACAACCCUCGAGCCGGGCGGUACGAAUAUGAAAUUGGCUAAUGGGGAUAAAGUCGCUGCAGGUAGCGAAGCUGUGCAUACCUGUCGGGACUGGAGACAGGUGUAUGAUUGGAUGGAGAGCCGGCAUAAGGAGUGGACACCGGAAAUGUACACGAGAUUCAAGGAGUCUAGUUAA
Messenger RNA from Penicillium subrubescens, 630 nucleotides. RefSeq lists its product as uncharacterized. The transcript has 2 exons. The coding region runs from base 1 to 630 and encodes 209 amino acids. Lineage: Eukaryota; Fungi; Ascomycota; Eurotiomycetes; Eurotiales; Aspergillaceae. Gene Ontology annotation, biological process: mycotoxin biosynthetic process. The record is from RefSeq and is a predicted model, not a curated record.